Messenger RNA from Parnassius apollo (apollo), 441 nucleotides. NCBI's taxonomy places the organism in Eukaryota, Metazoa, Arthropoda, Insecta, Lepidoptera, Papilionidae. The record is from the annotation of a GenBank genome assembly.
AUGGCGUUUGCUGGGACAAAUACCAGUUUGUCCCAGCCGGAUAUCACGCAGAAACUAACGGAGCGCAUAGACGACCUGAAGCAAAAGAUCGCUGCUUGGGGCAAGCGGAUUCGACGAUUUACCGACAGGUCAAGGCGGUUCAACCAGAAUCGUCUCUUCCAGAGUGAUCAGAAGAGGCUCUAUAAAUCAUUGGAGCGACCAAAGGUAUGUGGAGCGGGCCAAGGACCGGAUCAGGCAGACAUUAUCGCAUUCUGGCGUGGCCUGUGGUCAGAGCCCGUAAACCACAUCGAGGGCCCUUGGAUGGAAGUUGUGGCGAGCCAGGGUGCGAGUGUUACGCCUAUGGACCCCAUCACCGUAACGCCGGAAGACGUGGCUGAGGCGGUCCGUGGGCCCCGAACUGGAAAAGUCCGGGGCUCGACGGGCUGCAUCAUUACUGGCUGA